CGGAUCGCAGAAUAUGUGGAGACUAAAAUUAUUCCAGAACAAGCAGGAUUCAGACCCGGAAAGUGCUGCUGCAGUCAAAUUCUUAAUCUCACCCAACAUAUUGAAGAUGGUUUUGAACGGAAGGAAAUAACAGGAGUAGCGUUCAUAGACCUAACUGCCGCCUAUGAUACAGUUAACCAUCAACGGCUACUCGCAAAACUCUACGAAACUACAAAGGACUUCCGACUAACAAGGUUAGUGAAAUGUCUCCUCCAGAAUAGACGCUUCUACGUAACGCUCCAGUCCAAGAACAGUCGGUGGAGGGACCAAAAAAAUGGGCUACCACAGGGAAGUGUCCUCGCGCCGUUUCUAUACAACAUAUACACCAACGACCAACCCAUACACCAACAAACAAGGCAAUUUAUUUACGCUGAUGAUACAGCGGUGGCAGCUCAGGGAAGAAUCUUCAAUGAAGUCGAAGUGAAGCUGACAGAUGCCCUGGGAGACUUAGCUCUAUACUAUGAUAAAAACCAUCUGAAACCCAAUCCCACAAAAACCCAGGUAUGUGCUUUCCACCUGAGAAACAAGCAUGCCCGAAGGUCGCUGGAGGUGGAAUGGCGUGGUCAGAUGCUGGAACACAACAAGACGCCAAAAUACCUUGGCGUCCGUCUGGAUAGAACUCUGUCUUACCGAUACCACUGUCAAGAUGUUAAGAAGAAAGUAAGUGCCAGAAAUAAUAUCAUCCGCAAGCUAACUAAUACAAAAUGGGGAGCACAACCACACACUCUCCGCACUUCUGCCUUGGCAUUAUGUUUUUCGGCCGCGGAGUUUGGAGCACCAGUAUGGGCAAACUCUGCUCACGCAAAGAACGUCGACGUGGCUCUAAAUGAAACGGUCCGUAUAAUAUCGGGUUGCCUGAAACCGACACCUAUCGAAGAGGUAUACCCCAUUGCUGGAAUUGCUCCACCACCAAUCAGGAGAAAGGUCACGUCAGAGGUAGAACGGAAAAAGCAGGAGACGGACCGAAGACACCCCUUAUAUGACCACCAAACUCAGCCAAGCAGACUAAGAUCUCGGAAAAGCUUCCUGAAAACAUCAAGAUCCAUCCCCGAAGCGCCAGAGACGCGCCGAAUACACCUAUGGCAAGCGUCAACUACUGCGACACAUUUUCCUCCCUCGGAGGAAAUGGCUGCUGGACACAAUUUACCGUAUCCGACUUGGAAAGCGCUAAACAGACUAAGAACCGGCGUUUCACGUUGUGCUAGUAACCUGAAAAAAUGGGGAUACCAGGAGGACGAUACCUGCGACUGUGGCGCGGUUCAGACCAGCCGGCAUCUACUAUCAUGCACAGAGAUGAGAGAGACCUGCACAGAACAAGACUUAAUUAUAGCAAAUGACAGGGCCAUCUAUGUGGCCAACCAUUGGAAAUACAGAAUUUAAAGUUGUUGGUGUUCCGGACACGGAAAGUAAGAACCGAAAAAUUCGAGUACAACCUACCACUAUAGCUCGAAGAAAGGAUAGGGGACUAAAAGGUCAGAAUCGCAUACAGUCUGGAAGACC
Diabrotica virgifera virgifera (western corn rootworm) is the source of this 1539-nucleotide messenger RNA. RefSeq lists its product as uncharacterized. The record is from RefSeq and is a predicted model, not a curated record. Lineage: Eukaryota; Metazoa; Arthropoda; Insecta; Coleoptera; Chrysomelidae. The transcript has 2 exons. Bases 607 to 1419 code for a protein of 270 amino acids.